Rotaria sordida is the source of this 1527-nucleotide messenger RNA. Lineage: Eukaryota; Metazoa; Rotifera; Eurotatoria; Philodinida; Philodinidae. The record is from the annotation of a GenBank genome assembly.
AUGUCCACUAGAGUCUUUUUGUGCAAAAUUUGCAUUACCAAUCGAUCAUUUAAUGAAUUUUGUGAUUAUUUUCGUCAUGUUACAUUGUAUCAUGCCAAUGAACCUAAUUUUCGAUUAACAUGUGAUAUAUCAGACUCUUGUGGUGUUAUGUAUAAAACAUUUACGUCAUACAAAAAGCACAUUCAUCGGCAUCAUGAAAAUUUACUUCAUCCAGUAUGUCAACAACAAGAAAAUACCGUUAUUAAUGAUAUGAAUACAUUAGCAAUUCAGCAACCUGAUGCAACAGUUAUAUAUCCAGAUACAGCUGAUAAUAAUCAUGACAAUGUUAUAUAUGCAGAUUUUGAUGACGAUCUUGAUAAUCAAUGGAACACUCUAACAACAAAUAUUUCUAGUAAAGAUGAAAAAAUAAAUCUUCUUACAGUUCAACAACAGUUCAUCCGAUUUUUACUUGAAACGAGAGAAAAACACAUUUUGCCUCAAACAGUGAUCCAAUCCAUUACAACACAUAUAAUCAAUUUACUAGAUAGCGUAGUUGAGUUUGUAGAAGAACAAGCAAAACAAGAAAAUAUGACUCAACAACAAUCAACAACAACUAUUUCUGUUGAUGGAAUGCGCAAAACAGUAAAGCAGAUAAAACAAUCAAUUAUUCUCUCAACUCGAAAUGAAUAUCAACUUAUACAAUCUUGUCAAAAGUUUUUCAAUUAUUCACCACCUAUAGAAAAUGUUUUAUCAUCAAAUCAUUUGAAAAAAGAAUAUUCAUAUCAUAUACCUAUACGAAACACUUUAGAGAAAAUUUUACAAAAAGAUGAAAUGAUACCACUUCUAAUUGAUAAUAUUCAACAUCAAACUUCAAUAACACAUAAUGAUCCAGAUUUAAUGUUUUCAAGACGGGACGGUGUUAAAGGUAAAAUAUUUAAAAAUCAAUCAUUUUUAAUUCAAUUAUAUGUCGAUGGCAUCGGUGUCACAAAUUCGAUAGGUCUGAAGAAGGACCAACACAAAUUGACACUUGUGUACUUCAUGUUAGAAGAUAUACCGAAUAUCUUUCGAUCUACGCUACAAUGUAUUAAUCUUGCAGCUAUUUGUUACACAAAAAACCUGAAUAAUGAUGAAAAACUUAGAAAAUUUUAUGAUCCGAUUGUAAAUGAUUUGAAUGAUUUGCAAUCUACUGGUUUAAUAUUUGAUACAUUUAACAGUCAAUUACAUUUUACAUUUACGACAAUUGCUGCUGAUAAUUUAGCAGCACAUGAAAUCGCUGGUAUGCAACAAACAUUCAGUUCCGGAUAUUUUUGUAGGAGAUGCUUAAUAACUUAUGAAAAUCGACUUAUACCAUUAACCUAUAUUCACUUCAUUCAACGAACACAUCUUCAACAUACAAAAUGUUUACAAUUACUUGAAAAUAAUCCACACAUAAAAUCAAUGUAUGGUGUUAUUGGUCCAAGUCCACUUGAUAAUUUAAUAAAUUUUGACACAACUGCUUCUCUUCCGGGAGAUGUGAUGCACGAUUAUUUCGAAGGUAACUAUUCAUAA